AUGAUUUCCAAUUCAACUAAAUAUCUGUAUAGAAAUCAAGAUAUAAUAAAUGAUGAAGAAAUUAUCAAUAGUCCGGAUAAACAAUCACGAAUCGGACAAAUUUUAAGUCAAUUGGAUAUAAAUGGAAUACUUAAAAUUACCUAUAAUCGUAUAAUGGAUCAGAUAAAAAGUGAACCAAAGAACGAAGAAAAAGCACGUUUUUUAGCUAUCGCUAUAAGCACAUUGAAUCAGACUAUUAUUGAAAGUGGAUAUGGUGGAUCGACAUUUGUUCAAGCAUAUCAUCAACGUUCUAAAUGUAAUAUUAAAAAAGGCAAUUUUGAAGCAGCUUUAUUGGACAUUAACAUUGCCAUCAAAUAUGGUGGUGAAAAUAGAGAACGUUCAUUCACACGAUCAUUAGCUAUUUUCUAUAAGAAUUUAAAACAUUUCAUUCCAUCCAAUUCUAAGUUUCCUGAUUGGAAUGAAAUCCGAACUAACAUAGCGAACAACAACCAUAGCAACAAUAAUCACGAUGAUGAUGAGAAUCGACAGUCAUCAUCGUGGAAAUGUUUAUGGGAUUAUCUAACCAAUGAUGAACUUGUUGUUCAUGAAGAAAAAUGUGAAGAAACAAAUUUAAAAAACUUGCAAGAAUUGUUCGAAUUUCAAUAUAAUUUCAAACUCGAUUCACAUUGUGCUAUUGUUGAUGAUAAGAAAAAAGGAAGACAUUUUAUCUGUGAAAAUUUAAUUCCAAAAGGAACACAAGUUCUAGUUGAACGUGCCUAUAGUUUAGCAUUGGAUAGCCAAUAUCGACAUCAUUUCUGUCUUCAUUGUUACAAAGAAUGUGUUGAUCAUUUUGUGCCGUGUCGAUAUUGUAGAAUGGCCAUAUUUUGUAAUGAAGAAUGUUUCUAUCGUGCUUGGUCUGUAUUUCAUCGUCAUGAAUGUCUUAUUCUUUCAGUUUUCAAUGAUGAUAAAACAUAUAUGGCCAUUCAUAUGUAUCGUAUGAUAACUAGAAUUGGUUUAAAAAAUUUACGUAAUACACCGGAUUUUCGUAUGAAAUCAAGUCAAAAAAAUCGAACAUAUCAAAUGAUGUUGUCAUUGUUGGAUCAUAAUGAAAAAUAUGAAUCAUAUUAUGAUACUAAUUACAUUGGAUUGGCAAUCGAUACAGCAUUCAUUUUACUUAUCAAUAAUAAUCUGAUUAAAAAACAAUCGGAUAAGAGACAAUUUUCUUUACCACAUUGGGCUCAUUUGCCAAAGAUUUCAUUGAAACAAAUCAUCAACGAAAAUGAUAGCAAACAAUCACUCAAUGAAUUGAAUAUUUUCAAUAAUUCUUAUGAUGAUUUUGCACAGCUGAUUGAAAUUCUUCUUUAUAAUAUACGAAAAUUAACGACAAACAUUUUCGCCUGGAAUCAUAUGGGUCCAUUCUGUAAAGGAGGUUGUGUGGCCACUUGUCAAUGUUUAGUUGGUUCAUUGAUCAAUCAUAGUUGCACGCCGAAUGUGGAAUGGGAAUUCCAAAAUGGUUGCAUCAUUUAUACUGCUUUAAGAGAUAUUAUGCAUGGUGAAGAAAUCAAUAAUUCAUAUGGGCCACAUUCAGAAAUUCCAUUUAUACAACGUCAAACAACAAUGGCUCAUAACUAUUAUUUCAAUUGUCGUUGUCAAAUAUGCCGUAUUGAUGUUGAUCAUUAUCCAAAUGUUUUGAAAUGCCAAAAUUGUUCCGGUCCUGUUGUUGUCAUAUUGGAAUCGAUCAUUCCUGCGGAAUGUAUGGAUUGUUGGAAAAUAUGUGAAAAUGCUAUCGAAAAAUUAGAAUAUGUUAAAGGAUGUUUUCAAAAAUUUUUUGCCUUACAAAUGCUUAUUCAAGAUGAUUCCUGUGAUGAUGAUAAUGGUGAAAAAGAUAUCUGGAAAAAUCAAAAUCUAAUGAAAAAUUUUAAAAUUGCAUGCAGUUUACAUGUUCGUUAUGGUAAAUUCGAUAUUGCAUGUGAUUUAGCCAUGCAAAUCAAGGUCAAUAUCGAAUAUAAUAAGGCCAUCGAACAUUAUGAAUUAGGUCAAACAAUGUUGAUGAAUCGAUGUCAAGGUUAG
This is a messenger RNA of Dermatophagoides farinae (American house dust mite), 2049 nucleotides long. Lineage: Eukaryota; Metazoa; Arthropoda; Arachnida; Sarcoptiformes; Pyroglyphidae. The record is from RefSeq and is a predicted model, not a curated record.